Molecule: messenger RNA, 1857 nt
Organism: Harmonia axyridis
Lineage: Eukaryota; Metazoa; Arthropoda; Insecta; Coleoptera; Coccinellidae
Exons: 1
Coding region: 382-789 (135 amino acids)
Source: RefSeq, a predicted model, not a curated record
UGCAAUGUGAGUGCCACGAAAAAUGUUAUUGUUUUGUUUUACUCUAUUUUAUUUCUGGCACACAAACACAAAUUGAUAUUUGAAAGUUGAAAAUUGGCGCCGGCGUUGUUUGACUUCUCUCUUUUUCACACCUAUUUCUAGAACGUAUUCGCGAUCGCGGCCAUUUCCCAUCCUUUAAUUAGCGGUUCGGACGACAGAGAGGGAGAUACCCGCGAUUUCUAUUAUGACAUUACAUAUUUACAGUCGUUUGAUUCGUUGAACAUUUAGAUUGUGUACGUGCUGUUCUUGCUUGUGACUGUUUGUGCCUUUACAGUUAUUCUUCCUAAAUAAUUAACAUAUAAUUUCAUCAACGAGAUAUUAACAUUGAAUUAUCGAAAAAUCAUGGCCUUUAUGAUGCCUGUUGUUAAAAACGAUUGGGAUAUUUACAAUUCCAAAAGAGGCAGAAGAGUUUCUGAAUGUUCCAAUCCUCAAAGUUGCUGUCGUUCUAGGAAAGUAUCUGAAACCAAGUCGGAAGGACCCAGUCUAUCAACAUCGCCAGGUAAUGAUUUUCAACCACCCGCACCGCAAAACUAUAAGAGUUCAUCGAAUAUGUCCAAGCAAAAUAGCUAUUCUAGAGCCAGCUCUAGAACUUCAGAGGCUAGCCUGCAAAGUCCGAUUAAAUCAUCUUCAUCCAGUCCACCAAAAAGUGACUCCAGCACCAGUUUGAACAACUUUCACUGCAGACUGUUAGACAAAUUGAAGAAGUCUUUGAAAAAUAAGGAUGGUGACAGUGAGAAGACCAGUUCAUGAAGAGUAUUUUCAAAAAUUGAAACUCCACCUCCAAUCCCUACAUAUGGAUUUAUGGCUAAGCAACGACUACGUAUGUUUUCAGCAAUUUUCAUUGCCCUGUGAUAUGUAGUUUAUUAAUAGAAUAGCUAUAAAUUUGUUGAUUUAUAUUGUCGUGCUUGCACAAUGUUUACUGGUUGGGUGCCAACAGUUUUAUUUGGUCUUCAAGGUGCAAAUGUUAAACCUUUUAGUACUCGAAUAUUUUUGAUAUAUCAGAGGGGACAAUAUUUUCUUAAUGAUAUUAAAAAGUAAUUAUGAUUAUAUUUACAUGACUCAUAAUUGAAAUAUGAUGACACUGAACAUAUUUUAUAAAAAUUUUCCAUGACGUAGGUAGAUGAUAGUUUAGACAAUUCGUUGUGUAUUGAUCAGUAUUAUUUUUGAUUUAAAUUGUUCCUGUUGAAUCAACCCCUCAGAUUAAUUUGAAAAGUAAACAUACAAUAUUAUUUCACUACUUGGUUUUUAUUUGGAAAUAGUGAUAUGAUUACAGGGCCUCUUUUUUGCAAUAUGAUUGUGAUUUGGUAGCUUGCUUUAUACUUGGAUGAACAAAAGACUGUAAGGAGGUUAUAUGGAGUUUAAUAUUGUUAGUACUAUAUUGCUUGUUAUGUCGAGACUACGUAUUCAUAGAUUUAAGAUGGGAGGAGGCUAAUAAGAAAUAUAGGGAGACCAAUUUAUCCAAAAUUUUUUGAUACAUAUUUUUCAAUUGAUGUAGUCAAAUUAAUUUUGGAAGAAUUAGAAGGAAAAAUCGAUCUAGGACAUACCCAUUUUCUAUGUUGAAACUAUUAAAUAACUUUUAAUGAUAUAUUCUUGAGUUCUUUCAAUAUAAACAUGUUUUCUAUCGAAAAAGAUAUAAAUAAUAUAGUUAUUCUACAUUCCAUAAAAUAAAGAUUCGAUUUGUUUUUUAGUGGAUCCUUGUUGUAUUGUUCCAAUUUAUCAGAAUGUAGAGUUAGAUGAUUUAUUUUUGUGAUCAGACUUAACUGUGUUUAUUUAAACUGCAUCAAAUAAUAUGAGCUGAAAUAAAGUGUGCUUUUUUCA